CGAUGCAGGGGCUCGCGGGGUCCCGGUCGGCGGCUGCGGAGGUGUAUGGCGGGCAGUAUGAGCUCGCGGUGGAGAAGGCCGAGGAGAUCUUCUUCUCGGUUGCUACUCAGGUAGGGAGAUACGUUAUCACUAUGAUGAGCAGUGGUGUUGUACUAGCAGUUGGAUUUCAGUUAUCAGGUGGAGACAGCCAAACGGAUGCACUAAUUUGGUAUAGCUGGCUUGGUGGAGUAAUUAUCGGCACAAUGCUAGGUGCAAACAGUGUCCUAGAGGAACAUUGUAAAGCUGGACCUCGCAACGUUGUCAUAACGGGAAGCACAAGAGGGUUAGGAAAAGCACUUGCUCGGGAGUUUCUUCUUUCUGGAGAUCAUGUUGUAAUUGCUUCCCGCAGCCCUGAAUCAGUUCUUCAGACCAUCAAUGAGCUUGAAGAGAACAUACAGGAGGGCCUGUCAGUUGCCAAGAAGAAACAAAGAGAAACUUUAUUACAAGCUAAGGUUGUUGGUACAUCUUGUGAUGUAUGCAAACCAGAAGACGUAAAAAAGCUUGUAAAUUUUGCUGUUGGUGAACUGGGUUCAAUUGACAUUUGGAUAAAUAAUGCUGGCACAAACAAAGGUUUUAGGCCACUGGUAAAUUUUUCAGAUGAAGAUAUUACCCAGAUCGUCUCAACAAACCUAGUUGGUUCUUUGCUCUGCACCAGAGAAGCUAUGGAUGUCAUGCAAUACCAAGAGAAGGGAGGUCAUGUAUUCAACAUGGAUGGAGCAGGAUCUGGAGGAUCAAGCACACCGUUGACAGCUGUUUAUGGCUCAACUAAGUGUGGACUAAGGCAGUUCCAAGCAUCGCUUAUGAAGGAAAGCAGAAGAUCAAAAGUUGGAGUACACACCGCGUCUCCUGGAAUGGUCCUUACAGAUCUCCUUCUAAGUGGUUCAUCUCUCCAAAAUAAACAGAUGUUCAAUAUAAUAUGCGAGCUUCCAGAAACAGUAGCAAGGACAUUGGUCCCAAGAAUGCGAGUUGUGAAAGGAAGUGGAAAGGCAGUAAACUACUUGACACCACCAAGAAUCUUGCUUGCCUUGGUUACUGCAUGGGUUCGCCGAGGCCGAUGGUUUGAUGAAGAGGGGAGAGCAGUAUAUGCAGCCGAGGCUGAUAGAAUUCGCAAUUGGGCUGAAAGUCGAACACGCUUCUCCUUCACAGAUGCCAUGGAGAUGUACACAGAGAAUACAUGGGUUUCUGUUUUCUCACUCUCGGUCGUCUGUGCAUUCAUAAUGCUUUCCAGUUCAGGCGGACCUUUCCCUGGCACAUAAUCCCUGGAGUCGCCAAACCAGACAAUUCUUUUUUCACUACUGGGAUUCUAUCAUCCAAUGACAUAUGUUGCGAAGGAGGCAAAGGUGAUCCCAGACGCGUAAUUACACGCAAAUAGGAUCAUCAUCAGCCGCCUUACCAUUUAAGGAUAAGCUAACCGAGCCCUCAUCAGAUUAAGAAAAGGGUAAAUAGCAUUUGUUAUGUGGGCAUUCCACUUACUGUAAGCUAGUGUGUGAAGCUGUCUUGUAAGAACAUGUGUCUGAAGUAACCAGAGCACGGAAAGAGUCGAGUAAGUCGACAGGCUUUGGUCGUCUCUUGUACAUGGAUGUAGUAGUUAUGAUCCUUAUGAACUCAUGGUUCAUCAGUGUAAAGUUCAGGAUAUGUAUGUCCCUGUUCUUGUAGAUUUAUACAUAUCGUUGUAUAGAAAGAAAGCAAGACUCGGAAACGUGAACUAAAGAAGUGGAUCUUUGUACACAUGGAGUAAA
Triticum urartu is the source of this 1778-nucleotide messenger RNA. It is a transcript of the gene NYC1, whose product is annotated as NAD(P)-binding Rossmann-fold superfamily protein. Gene Ontology annotation, molecular function: chlorophyll(ide) b reductase activity. Gene Ontology annotation, biological process: chlorophyll catabolic process; PSII associated light-harvesting complex II catabolic process. The record is from RefSeq and is a predicted model, not a curated record. NCBI's taxonomy places the organism in Eukaryota, Viridiplantae, Streptophyta, Magnoliopsida, Poales, Poaceae.